GCCAGAGCCUGCUCAUGUGCUGCAUUGCUUCGCGGUAUGAAAGCUGAAGGGUGUCUUCCAUCUCGUUCAAUUUACUUCUGCUUCUUCCUCCAUCACCGGCCCCCCACAACUUCCACCACCGGCGGCGGCUAUUGUCUCCCCGAGUAACGAGGAAGAGAUCAGCAUUCUCUUUCCCCAUUCUAUUUUUUUUCCUUUCUUUUUUGGCAAUCUGAAUCAGCGGGUGUUUCAAAUUUCAAAUUUCAGUUUUCAACAUCAUUCAACUGUAAAUACAAAGAAAAUUAGAAAAAGGAACAAAGCAAAGGGGGUUUAUGGCCAAACUACAAAAGCAAGAGGAGCCUGCAAAUGCAAUCAUCCACCCCCUCCAAGCCCAGGUCCACCAGGAAAAGGUGGAAGAAGAUCACAAAGAGUCUGACCUUGGAUCUGAGGAACCAGACGCCCCUUUGCCUCUUACCGUCACUUCUCGGGUGUUGUGCAUGUUGGGGGACAUCACAGCGGGUCCUGCAUAUCGGUUCACUCAAUGGUUGGAAUUGGUUCGUAGACGCAAUGGGAGACACCGCUCCUUUUGCUUCCCAAACCGCCCCCCAAUGAAAUUGUCCAAUAACACUAUGCCUCUGAGUGCAGGAGAAUCUAAUGUUGAUUCAAAAACUUCUCUGCCAUCAGAGCAAGCAGUUGAAAUCAGUUUGUGGGAAAGAUUUGGCAAAGCUGCUAUUCUGGACAUCGAGUCUAAUUCCUUUUCUUGGGACAUGCUUUCUUCUCUUCACCGAACUGAACAUAGCUGCAGCACUGAUCAUUCUGAAGAUGAACUGAAUAGAGCACUUGAGGUCACUGUGAAUUCUGGUGGAGUUGUCUUUUUUGCCCUAUUCAAUCAACCUGAGAAUCAUGAUUAUUUUCCAAAGGAAGCAGUAGCUGUUAUAAAAAUAUCAUCUUCAAGGAUGGCCACACAAUCAGAGCGUCUUGGCUAUGAAUUCGCGAAGUGGCUUGGAGUUCGAACCCCACAGGCCAGGGUCAUUCACAAUACUAGCCCAGAGUGGUUUCAGAUUAAAGAAGCUGCAGAGAAGGCAAGGGAUGCAGCAGUUGCAGAAGGAGACGAAAUUGGUGAAAUGACAUGUUCAGAACUUUUGGAAGCGCUUGAACUUAGCCGAUGCCUCUUUUUGAUGAAUUAUGUACAUGGAUCUCCUCUAUUGGAAAGCUCAAGUGCAUUUGAUUCCUGGGAAGCUUCCAAAAAGACGAGUGCAGCGCUUGGAAGGAUCUUAAUGUUGGAUCUUGUCAUCCGAAAUGAAGAUAGGCUCCCAUGCCGUCAGCUUAGAUGGCGUGGCAAUUCUGCAAAUUUAUUGUUAGCUAACAAAAUAGCUUCAGCAAAUAUGGAUGUACUGGAGGAAGCAUUUGAUUCUGCAAUGAAGAGAUACAGACCAAGAGUAAUUAGGGCUCUUAAGAAGGAAAGAAGGGCAACUUCUGUUGAUAGUAGAUUGAGCCCUCAUAAUGCCAGUUUGACGUCACAGGGUUCUGACCUUUCAGAUGUAAUGGAAACACCAAAACCCAGCAACAUGAGCCUAACAAGUCAGGCAUUGAAUGAGUCAAUGUCAUCUGAUUUUGACAUUGUGGCAAUUGACUCUGGGGUUCCACGCAGACCACCUGCUGGAAAACGUGCAAAUGACCAGGCAACUUAUCCUAAGUUGGUUGAGCUUCUUCUCAACUGUUCUGAGUACUCCUCAAAUCUGUUACAUGACAUAACAGGAGGGAAGAUAGGAUCUCCAUCAGAUGAUUCUGACACCAUGACUGGUAGACGCUUGACUGAAAUGAGUUCUAUUCAUGAAUUUCGUAACGGGUUUCGUGCUGCUUUAAGGGACCUGCAGGGAUUCCAUAUAUUCUUACUCACACUUCAUCAAAAACUCGAUAUCCUGUUGCGCACAUUUCUAAGCAUUAUAAAUAGAACUUCCUUAGGAGAUUUUGACAAGGAAGAUUUGGUGGUUCCUGAAUCACCAUCGCAGACAUAUGGAGCCAGUGUUCACUGCCCCUCUUCUUCAAGCAGGGAAAGGGUCAUGAAUGACAACCAUCCAGAUUUCAGUGAUCCAGAGCUGCAGAGAACAGCUCCUAGACAGUCGUCUUCAGUGUACAAAGAGGGCUCAGACUCUAGUUCUCCAAUCUCACGAGAAUGUUGGCAUGGAAAGUUUAACAAAGGGACUGGGGAACCACUUCGCAGCCUGCGCUUGACAACAAAGCUCCGUGAUUUCCAAAAAUUUGCCAAGGUUGAUGCAGAGUCAAAUAAAGAUUUGGAGCAAUGGAAUGAAAUGCUAAGAACUGAGGCUGUCAAGCUAUGCCAGGAGAACAACUUCAAUACUGGGUUUUUUGAAUGCGCUGACAGUAACAGUGUUGUUGAUGCCUAUGAGUUGAAGGUCAGACUUGAACACAUUCUUGAGAGGAUAGCCCUGAUAUCUGAUGCUGCAAAUACUGAGAAGCCAUCUUCAGUUACAAGUAGCCUCUUCAUUGGAGGGGCUCUGGCUGCAAGAUCUGCAUACACACUGCAACACCUGGGGAUUACGCAUAUAUUGUGCUUGUGCUUCAAUGAAAUUGGACAGUCAGAAUCCCAGUAUCCCGAUCUAUUUGAAUAUAAAAAUUUUUCUAUAUGUGACAACGAAGAGACCAACAUCAGCAAUAUCUUUGAAGAAGCUUCAGAUUUUAUUGAUCAUGUUAAGAGAACAGCAGGGAGGGUUUUGGUUCAUUGCUUUGAGGGGAGAAGUAGAAGUGCAACAUUGGUUAUAGCUUACUUGAUGCUGAGGAAGAACUUCACUCUAUUAGAAGCAUGGAAUGCCCUAAAACAAGUUCACCGAAGAGCACAGCCCAAUGAUGGGUUUGCGAGGAUCCUUCAGGACCUAGAUCAGAAGCUGCAUGGGAAAGUUUCCAUGGAGUGGCAGCAGAGGAAACCACUGAUGAAAGUGUGCCCCAUCUGUGGAAAGAAUGCUGGGUUGAGCAGCAGCUCACUCAAGCUUCAUUUGCAGAAAUCACAUAAGAAGCUAUCAUCAGAACAAACUUCCAAUGGUACACGACAAUUUUCUCCAUAUUCUGACUUGAAAUCUAGCCCUCCCCCAAUGCUGCUGCGCUCAUUGGAAACAAUUCUCUGUUCCAUCUUUCUGUUUUCCACAGGUGAAAAAGAAUUUUUUCUCCCAUUUUUAUGAUCACUAAAACAAGCAGCAGAUGGUAGCUGCAGUAAAUGAUUGUGACCCGGUCAAUUGAAAGAGUGGAAAGGUAAAAGGGAUGAUGGUAGAACUGGAAUAAAAGCUGAUACCUGUGCAUGACAAAACCAACCUGAGGGCCAGCUCUAUCAAUCAAGUCAAUUGCAUGCCUUACAAGAAAGCGGUCAGUGGUCUCAGUUGAUGGUAGGCAUCAAGUGACAAGGAAAUGCAGGUGGAGCAUAUCUCAGUUGAGGCACCAACAUAUUCAACCAAGGCUAUUUUUGAUGCCCCUGCGUCCUUUAUACACUCAUUUGCUCACUCUAAAACAAAAUCUAGUCAAGAAUUGAAAUCUAGUCCUAAAAUAACUAUACAGCAUUCAGUUAUGUGAUCAUUGGUGAAACAAAAUUGGUUAGUUUGGCAAAGGGCAACACCUCAUCCCCACAGUUUCUUUUCCCUGACAUGAACCAUGGGUAAUCAGAGCUUUUAACACAGCAUUGCCAUAAAACUUAGGCUUGAAAUGGUAAGCAUACACUUCCUGAUCCUAUGAUGAAGUUGUAACGUAAUUGUUUCCUAAUGAUGAGUACUUGGUAGGGUUGUUCAGCUCAACUUUGCUCUUCAUUCACUGUAUAAAUGAGUUCUCUAUUUUACGUUGUGUUGCUAUUUUACAUCCUUUAGAAGUUGUUGUUAGGACACUUGCAGCUAUCUCAUGGAUAUAUGAAGUUAUGGAAGAAAUAGUUGUGGCUGCAAUUUUUUCCAUC
This is a messenger RNA of Malania oleifera, 3928 nucleotides long. Its product is annotated as dual specificity protein phosphatase PHS1-like. The coding region runs from base 309 to 3173 and encodes 954 amino acids. The transcript is spliced from 13 exons. Lineage: Eukaryota; Viridiplantae; Streptophyta; Magnoliopsida; Santalales; Ximeniaceae. Gene Ontology annotation, biological process: protein dephosphorylation; cortical microtubule organization; response to abscisic acid. The record is from RefSeq and is a predicted model, not a curated record. Gene Ontology annotation, molecular function: protein tyrosine/serine/threonine phosphatase activity.